GUAGUGCAAAGAGCUUUGCACACGUGAAUAAUUUUCUCCAUAUUGCAACAUCAAAGAACAUCUAACUGUCAAUGCAUCACCCUUAACGAGUGGUGUAGAGGAGCUGAGAUAACAAGUGUUAAAUCGUACUGUGACCAUAGGACCCCCUUGUUGAUCGCAUGACAAUGGGGGCAUGAGACCGCGGCCGGGACUGUGGGCAGUGUUGAUCAGACACACAGGGAAGACCGACAAGUUGUGUCAGCUCUCUCAUGCAGCAGACGUCAGGAUUGUAGAAGGAGCAGACGUCAGGGCUGUGACUAGAGCAGCAGACGGCGAGAUUGGGACCAGUCAGCAAACAGCUUUACAACUCCGAGACGCGGGAUUACAGGCGACAUGGACAUUAGGAUCUGAUUCUUGUACAGAGAAACUAGAUAUAUUGUAUGGAUACUUGCACCGGAGUUGUUGUUUAUCAGAUUGUUUCAGCUUUAGUGGACAAGGCAGGAGACAUUGUAGAAAGUGGGAUUGUUUCCAUGGAAGAAACUUAAAGCAGACUGAUUUGCCUGUAGGUGUAGAGGAGAUUGAGAUACAGAGUCGGAAUUCACAAACUGGUGAAAAGCUACUAACUAAAACUAGAAAUCUCAAGUUUGUUCGAAAGUUCUUAAGUAAAGAUCAGUCAUUUCUUGUGUGUUCUGGAAGGAAGAGAUAUUGUGAAACUUUUAAGUCAAGGAGCUGUUUCCACUCAUCGGCAGUAAUGGCAAAAUCCAAGUUCGAGUAUGUGAAGCAGUUUGAGCAGGAGGACAAGUGUUUGCCUAACUGCUGGAUUGUGAUCAGGAUAGACGGCAAGGGAUUCCACAGGUUUUCUGACACUCACCAUUUUGUCAAACCAAAUGAUGAGAGGUCGCUUGGUCUGAUGACCCGAGCUGCCCUAGCUGUGAUGGAAGACUUCAAGGACAUUGUCAUGGCGUACGGGCAGAGUGAUGAAUACAGCUUCGUCUUCAAGAAACACACCACGAUGUACAACCGCACCGAGGAAGGUAGCAAGAUAAUGACCAAUCUAGUCAGCCUAUUCUCGGCAGCGUUUGUGAUGAACUGGCCACGCUACUUUGCCACUCAGGAGCUUCAGUAUCCCCCAGCAUUUGACGCCAGGGUCGUCCUGUACCCUAGUGACCAGAAUCUCAAGGACUACCUCAGCUGGAGGCAGGCAGAUUGUCACAUCAACAACUUGUACAACACUGUGUUCUGGAAGCUGGUACAGGAACGCUGUCUCACACCUGCACAGUCUCAGGAAAAACUCAAGGGCACAUUAUCUAGUGACAAGAAUGAGAUUCUAUUCACCGAGUUCAAUAUCAACUACAACAACCUGCCAGAGCUCUACAGGAAAGGAACAGUAUUAAUCAGGAAAAAGGACGAAGUCUGUUCCUCCCCCACAAGGACACAGUCAGGCAUGAACUCUCUCAACCACUCAAUGUCAAAGCUGUCUACUGGAAAGAGCAAACCGCUUGUUACAACACUACACUGUGAUAUUAUAGGGGCCAAAUUUUGGGAGGAACACCCUGAAAUUCUUGACCCCAAGAAAGGAUAAAUGUCCUGUUAUCAAUUUUUGCCUUUUUAUACGCAAUAUGGAUUUUAAUAUAUUUAAGAAAUCCUAUACAUGAGAAGGAAGUUAUUUUGGAUAUUCUGAGUUAGCAAAGUAGUUUUAUGCCCAUGUAUCAGUAAUAACAUCAGUCCUAAGAGCACAGGUCUGGUGCAGAAAGAGGAAAGAAUGAACCUCAAUAAGGGGAUCUGGUCACAGAAAGGUGACGCAACUCUGCACCUGAGACCUGUGACAUACUUCGAACUCAAGGAAAUGUUAUUUACUUUCCUGAUGAUAAAACAAUGGUGAUGUUGUUUAACACACUGGGCAUGUGGGUGGUCAAAUGCCAGACAAAACUAUUGAACUUUGCAGAUUCACACAACACUUGCCAAAUACAGUCACCUUGCCAUGAGCAUUCUUUAAAGAUUAUAUUUUUACUGGUCAACAUGUGGAGUUCAAAGGAAUUAUAAACUACUCUAGAAAAGUUUAAGAACACGUACAAUCAGAAAUAACAUAGUUAAAUAGGUAAAUUAUAUUUCUGGAAGUUGAGUGGAACUAAAUGUCAGUCUGGAAUUGAAUAGCCAUGUAACAAAGAGAUCCUGCUGAGAAGGUGUUGAUAGAGCUAAACAAAUAUUUCAUUUGGAGAACCACACACUCAGGUUAGGUCUUGUCAAGGCAAUGAACAUCCAUAAAGGGAGAUAACCCAGCCAUGUGACGGCGUUACCGACUGGACAAAACAAACAAACACUUCCACUUUGUUUACAUUUAUUGUGCUUUCUUGUAAAACUGCAAUAAUACAGUGAAUGUGUUUGCUUUAGACAUGUAAAGCAAAUUAUGAUCAUGUACAUCUGUACAGCAUAGUGUUAUAUACAAAGUUAUCUAUACAGGUGAUACAUACCUAUAUACAUGAUAUUCAAAUAGCUCAACAUUUGAAUACUGCUCACCACUGAUAGGUCAACACAAGUCACAUGAGCAGCAUCUGCACCAAUGAAUGACUGGCAAGUAAAAGUCCAUGGUGUAUGUGUCCACAUUAUUGCUACUGCCACUAUCCAUUAUUUAUCUCAAACAUGGACACUGUUUCACAUGUCAAAAUCCUUCUCAUGUACGCGAGGAAAAUCUGAAUAAAGGGUUUUGAAGAGGAA
This is a messenger RNA of Haliotis rubra (blacklip abalone), 2694 nucleotides long. RefSeq names its product probable tRNA(His) guanylyltransferase. Gene Ontology annotation, molecular function: magnesium ion binding; tRNA guanylyltransferase activity. Gene Ontology annotation, biological process: tRNA modification. The coding region runs from base 173 to 1561 and encodes 462 amino acids. NCBI's taxonomy places the organism in Eukaryota, Metazoa, Mollusca, Gastropoda, Lepetellida, Haliotidae. The record is from RefSeq and is a predicted model, not a curated record. The transcript is spliced from 7 exons.